Messenger RNA from Amblyraja radiata (thorny skate), 898 nucleotides. RefSeq names its product E3 ubiquitin-protein ligase TRIM56-like. Gene Ontology annotation, cellular component: nucleoplasm. Gene Ontology annotation, molecular function: ubiquitin protein ligase activity; zinc ion binding. The transcript is spliced from 2 exons. Lineage: Eukaryota; Metazoa; Chordata; Chondrichthyes; Rajiformes; Rajidae. The coding region runs from base 162 to 809 and encodes 215 amino acids. The record is from RefSeq and is a predicted model, not a curated record. Gene Ontology annotation, biological process: innate immune response; positive regulation of type I interferon-mediated signaling pathway.
CAUAAAAGGGCAGCGGGGCGGAGAGACUGGCUGCCCCGCCUCUGUCUCUCAGUUCGCUGGUUAUUUUCUCGCCUCGCAGCAGAGACGUGAACCUCCACACACACUCACCACCAAAGGUCGUCUUUGCUCACCACCACCCCAGCUCAGGUUGUGUCCACAUCAUGGCCAUGUCGGGGGAUAUUACGGAUCAGAUACAAAACGAUCUAUUAAACUGCAAGAUCUGCCUCAGUAGGUUCAUACAGCCCAAGAUGCUGCCUUGUGCCCACACCUACUGCCAGGGGUGCCUGGAGAAGAUGGUUAGGUCAGACCGGAAGCUGCAGUGCCCGGAGUGCAGGGAAGUGUUUGACGUGAGAGGUGGCGUCAGCAAACUCAAGACCAACUUUCACAUUAACAGUCUGAUGGAUAUCAUCAAGAGCAAGGAGAAUGAGAAGGUGGUCUGCAGUUGGUGCGCGACAGCUGGUCGCCGUGAGACUCCCGCCGUGGCUCGGUGUAAAACCUGCCUCAAGUGCCUCUGCCCGCCUUGCAAACUCACCCACGGGACUGCCAACCCACGCCACGUGCUGGAGGUUCUGCCCGGUCACAUCGCCGGCCCUUGCGAGGUAGAGACAAGGAUGCAGAAGAUGAUCUACUGCCAGAGCCACCCAGGAACCCUGGUGGACCAUCUCUGCAACACCUGCAACAGCGUGAUCUGCAGCAGUUGUUCCUCGCACGCCCACGCCAAGCACUCGAAGGUGUCCCUGGCCAAGGCAGGGGCCACAGCUAGACCCACGGUGAUGAAUCUCAUGGAGAGACUGAAGACUGAAACGUAGUCGCUGGUCCAACAGGAAGACGACAUCAUCCAGGCAAUGGAGGGGAUGAAGGCGACGGAAAGAUCUCUGAUGUCUAUGAUGGAGUGCAC